This is a messenger RNA of Helianthus annuus (common sunflower), 474 nucleotides long. RefSeq names its product sm-like protein LSM2. NCBI's taxonomy places the organism in Eukaryota, Viridiplantae, Streptophyta, Magnoliopsida, Asterales, Asteraceae. Gene Ontology annotation, biological process: mRNA splicing, via spliceosome. The record is from RefSeq and is a predicted model, not a curated record. Gene Ontology annotation, molecular function: RNA binding. Gene Ontology annotation, cellular component: catalytic step 2 spliceosome; P-body; U6 snRNP. The coding region runs from base 86 to 367 and encodes 93 amino acids. The transcript is spliced from 3 exons.
UGGUAUUAUAAAUUUAGUGACACUCUCAUACGCUCUCCUCAUUCUGUAACGUCACCUUAAAGCGGGAAAAAACAAACCCUAGAAAAUGUUGUUCUUCUCGUACUUCAAGGAUUUAGUGGGCCGAGAAGUCACAGUGGAACUGAAGAACGAUCUGGCCAUACAAGGAACUCUUCAUUCGGUCGAUCAGUACCUUAAUAUUAAGCUCGAGAACACCAGAGUUGUUGAUCAAGAAAAGUAUCCUCACAUGCUGUCAGUGAGGAACUGCUUCAUCAGAGGAUCGGUAGUGAGAUACGUGCAGUUACCACCAGACGGGGUUGAUAUCGACCUGCUCCAUGAUGCAACCAGAAGAGAAGCUCGAGGCGGUUAGAAAUUACCAAUCAUAAUUACAGUGUAUUUUACAGCAUUUCAACUGGAUACUUGUGGACAACUUUAAACUUUGUUGCUGCAAUAUUUGAAUUAUUUUUGUGAUUUCAA